Glarea lozoyensis ATCC 20868 is the source of this 1206-nucleotide messenger RNA. RefSeq lists its product as uncharacterized. The record is from RefSeq and is a predicted model, not a curated record. Bases 1 to 1206 code for a protein of 401 amino acids. Lineage: Eukaryota; Fungi; Ascomycota; Leotiomycetes; Helotiales; Helotiaceae. The transcript is spliced from 2 exons.
AUGGAAAACUAUAAUCAGCCGAGUCCAGAACGAAUCGAACUGCUUAAGCGCCUAGAAGAAGUAGUCGGUACUGUAACACCAUAUCUUUGGGCUGCGUGCCAGAUUUGCGACCUUAGUGCCCUUGAACAGCUCUUGGGCCACCCCUCUUUCUUUUAUGAGGGUCUCAAUUACACAACUCGCCAAAUGGUACGCUAUUGGAGUUCUUCUCUUGGAGUGCAAUCGCAGCCCUCAACACCAAAGACAUCUACACCAAAGACGCCUACACCACAAAAAUCGACAGCGUCGAAUUUAGACCUAACACCUUCUAUGCUACCUCCACCUUCAAAGAGACAAAAGACUUUAGAUUCGCCAACACCACUACCGCGGGAUUUGAAUAUCAAAAAGCGAGCAGAGGAGAGAGACAAUUUUAGCUGUGUUUUGACAGGGAUUGAUACGAUACAGGUUGCUCAUAUCUACCCACAUUACGCAAUGAAAUAUAGUGAAGAUAGGAAUGGGCUACGGCAUAAGUUUUGGGAUCAGUUAAAGGCAUUUUGGUCCGAGGAGAAGGUUACUGCUUGGGAAGCAAAACUUUUCCCACAAGGUAUAUACGAAAAGGGGAGCGAAGAAGUAUAUAACCUCAUUUCCUUAGCUCCUACUGUACAUGAAAUUUGGGGGCAAGGACUAUUUGCCCUCAAACCAAUCUCCAUGUCGGAGGAUCAGAAGACCUUAAAAGUGCAAUUCUUUUGGCAAGAGAGACAAAAAGGACCUUUACCAAGAAUGAGCCUUACAACUACACCAAUUUCUACCGAAGGCCUUCAACAGACUACAGGCGCCCAUGGAGGCCAUACAUGGCUAUUUGAUAAGAACGGGAAAAAAAUUCAAUCUGGGGAUUGUUUCACGCUUCAAACCGAUAAUCCAAUACAAAAACCACUACCGAAUUUCGAGCUGCUCGAGCUGCAAUGGUUUCUCCACCGCAUACGAGGCAUGGCAGGGGCUGCGGAAGUCGAGUGGGAUCAUUGGCUGGACACGGACUCAAACUCAGACAACGCUAUUGAGGAGGUUCCUGGUCUUGGAUUUGAUAAUGACGUUGAGGAUUUCUCAUUACUUUCUGACGAGCCUUUACCCUCUCCAGCAAAAUCAUCCAAUCUUCCUCUUCAUCCUAAGCAUGUUACAACAGAGGUAGAAGGAGAUGGAGAUAGAGAAGGAGGAAGAGACCUAGUUAUGUAG